Cyprinus carpio (common carp) is the source of this 1430-nucleotide messenger RNA. RefSeq lists its product as uncharacterized. Lineage: Eukaryota; Metazoa; Chordata; Actinopteri; Cypriniformes; Cyprinidae. The record is from RefSeq and is a predicted model, not a curated record. The transcript has 2 exons. The coding region runs from base 41 to 706 and encodes 221 amino acids.
ACCAACACACACCUCCAACAGAGAACCAGAAACCACCAGGAUGCUGUCGCUGUUCUUUGGGGAUAAAAAAAAAGAAGAAGAGCUGAUUCGCUCUGCCCAGCGCCUCCACCACUAUCUCCACAAAUACUACACCAUCACCAACAAAGCCCUGGGGAUCCUCAACACUCACCUAGAUGAACAAAUCUCCUCAGUCUCAGCGAAAGAAAGCGAAGGAAUUGAGGAAAGCUGUGUCAGGGUGAGCCAAGUUAUGUCUGAGAUCUCCCACAUCGCCGAACGGAGGGACAGACAUGUCCACAAGAGUAUCGAACCCGCCCUGUAUGACAAGAUCGCUUUCUCUGGGGUGUCACUGAAAGAGAAGGCUGCGGUGGUCAAGGAACUCAACGAGAGCACCUUGGGACUGUUGGGGACAAUCUGUGGUCCUCUGGUCGCUGUCCUACUGGCCAAAAGUGAGGUGGGGAACGUGGCACCUCCAGUGGAGCAGCUCAAGGGCCUCCCACUCUGCUCUCUUACCCUGGGCGACCUCGUACAGAGCAGCGACAAACUCACUAAGCUUCUGAGUACAUCGGGGAGCCAGCGAAUUAGUCUCGAUGAAGCCAUACAGUUGUUGGAAGAGACCCUCUCGGUUCUGAAACCACCUUGCGACGCCUAUGAUGACAUUGUCAGUGAGGUUCAAGCCUAUGUGACACUUGUAACUGAAAACAUCUAGAGAAGGAUUUUUUGUUGUUGAUGUUCAAAGAGGGUAAAAGAAAAAGAAAAAUAAUAUUAUAAAAUCAAACAGAUCAUGCUAAAAAGUAAGAGUGGGAAAGAGUAAGGAAUGAAAUAAAUCACAUGGGCGAUGUCUCAUUUUUGUUGUUGUGUUUUAUUAUUGCUCUGCUUGGUUCUCAGUAGUUUCUUUUGCUUAGAGAGUUAGCCUUCGUUUUUGUGUUCAUCCUAAAGAAAAGUAAAAAAAAAAAAAGAAUUCAAUAAAUAUUUCACACCCUCCUGCUUCACCCAGAAACCGAAUAUGACAAUCAGUCUAUUAGCACUGCUGGUUCGUCCACCCUUCAUUGUGCAUGGAACUGUGGGAUACAGGGAGUCCCAGUGUUAUGACAGUUGAUCAUUUGUAGACGAGCCCUUGCGCUUUGUUGAAAAUGGUGUUGUAAGUGCAUUCUGUAAAAUAAAUAAAUUCAUUUCAUUUUUUGGAUUUUUUUUUUAAACCAACAACAACAUAACACCCAGAACAAAGAUUAUCCAUAUUCUCCAGACAUUCACUGGUAAAUGUGAACGAUUAACUUGUUAGUUACUCAGACAUCCUAAGACGUCAAUCUUUGACACUAAUCUAAGGAAUCGUUAAAGUACUCAGCAUAUUAUUAUUUAUUUCUUAGCAGACGCAGGGCAGCAGUGUGGAGUAGUGGUUAGGGCUCUGGACUCUUGACCGGAGGGUUGUGGCU